Molecule: messenger RNA, 3114 nt
Organism: Drosophila hydei
Lineage: Eukaryota; Metazoa; Arthropoda; Insecta; Diptera; Drosophilidae
Gene: Ppi1
Exons: 4
Coding region: 188-3010 (940 amino acids)
Source: RefSeq, a predicted model, not a curated record
GAACUUUGGACAUACCCUAUUGAAAUUUCGACGCGUUGGCUUCCAGGCUUGAGCGAAUAAAAAUUUAUAGCGUAGAAAUUAUAUUUCGUUAUUUUGAAUUGAAAUUAACUGUGCCCAAAAUAGGUCCAAAUUAUAAUUUAUAUAACUUCAGUUGAACUUAUUUCAUAGGUAAGGCGUAGCUUUCAUCAUGUCGAAGGCGCCAUGCUGUUGGGCAUCAAAUGAACCGGAUAGGGACAAGGAGAACUAUAUGCGCUGUUCGACCAGGCAGUUGCCACAAACUAGCGAUAAAGAUAAGAAGGGUAAGCCGGACAAGAACAUGUGCUGCGGCCCGGCGUUUCGUUUGCAAAUGGCCAAGGAGGCCGAGAGGGACAUCGGCGCUGAGAUCGAUCAAAUGUGCGGCCCGAAGGUCAAAGGCAAGAAGACGGCCAGGCCCAAAAAGGACAAACUACGCUGCUUUACGGCCAAUAUGAUCUGUAUGAAGCUCGAUAUGCCCGGCCGCGACUUCGAGGACUUCGAUAGCCUGCAAAUGAACGUUCAGAUAUGCAAGGGCUGCAAUCCGGUCUUGUGCUCGAACCGCAUAAAUGUCAACUGUUUGCCAAGUGAGCCGAGCGCUCGAUUCACCAUGCUGGCGGAGUGUCUGGAUAAGGCCUUAACCGAGGGCAUCAAUCUGUCAGUCAAGUACAAGAAGAAGGAAAUCGGUCGCGGUUGCUUUGUCCCGCCGGACAGUGUCAUUCUACGGAUGAUAAACUCUUUUAAUGAGGUUGUCUACACCACCGAAGUGGAGCUGACAUGCAAGGGCUGUACGGUGGGCAUAUGUACGGUGCGCCUCUCGAUGCUCAUGCAGUGUCAGAUCAUCGAUGACGAUGACGAAGCCGAUGAUAGCGGCGACGACGACGACGACGACGACGACGCCGACGGCACUGGCGAUGGCGGCAAUGACGACUGUUUUGGCGAUCUAACGGAGGGUAACAACGACAGCUCCGCCAGCUCCUCCGACCCAUGCCAGGGCUAUGUCAGCAUUAAGCGAUCAGACGAUACAAAUGACUUCUGUGAAACGUCCAAUAGAAACAGUAGAAUUAUCGGUGGCGGGUUGCAAGCGGAAAGGCUGAUUGACGUGGCUGGCCCCUACAAUAUCUACAGUGUCGACAAAGAAGAUGAUAGCUGCUUGAAGAUUACGGCUUCGCCGGGACCUGGCGGCCAGUUCUCGUUCCCGAGUCAAUCCUAUUUGGGGAACGGCAAUAUAAAUCGCAUGUGUCCGCAAAUUGCGCCGCCAGACUUGAAGCAGAUGGGCGUGAAGCCGGAGCGCACGUGCCUCAUGUGCCAAGCGGAUGUGUCCUGGCUACCACAGUUAGCGGCGUGUCCACAAUGCGGCUACAAGCCGAUGCCCACGCACAUUGAGAAGGAGUAUGACGAAAAAGCCACCGCCGAGGACAUUAUCGUUGACUUUUUCCAGAACAAAGGCAGCGAGAAGAAAAGCACAGACUCCAAUUUAAACUGCUACAACGAAAAGUUAUCCGACUCGAAGACGACGGAGGAGGCAUUCGAUGCGAUUGUCGGUGAAUACAAGUCCCUGAAGCGUAGCAUCAAGAGAUGCAAGAGUAUACAGCCGUGUCCAAGUGCAUUGAAGAAGCUGCCCCCAGAUCUGGUUAGUAUUUUUACGGAGAUGAAGAAGCUCUUCGAAGUUGGCAGCGACAGUGCGGACAAGAAGCUAAAGAUACAGCAGAUCUGCGACGAGGCUUGCAAGUUGGCUAAAGCCUCGAAGAAACAUCGCAAGAAAAACUCCACGCGCAAAGCCUCGGGUUCCUGCAGCGAGAUCAAAAAGUCAACGAAGCGCAAGACGGCGCUUAAAGUGAAUGUUAAGUCCAGGGUGUAUGCGCCCAUGGAUACUUUGACCCAUCCGCGGCAGGGUCAUGCAAAUUGUCACCAAGACGGCCAUAUGGUGCCCGGCCACAUGGGCUGGCUCUGGACGGACAAUCCGUUGGCGAAACGCCCCGGCUGGCGCCCUGGCGCGAUAAAGCGGUCUAUACGCCAGCUGAUGGGCUACUUUCUCAAGGACUUUCCCGUCGACAGUGUGCCCAUUUCGAAGUAUAUGUCGUAUCAGAAACACAAGCCACAGCCCUGCAAUGAGGUGGAGGAAAGGCCUGACGAUUUGGUGCAAUUUCCCACGCUGCACAUUGAGAAGAAGAACGAUGAAUAUCUCAUCACGCUGCGACCGCUCAAGGAUGCAGAGACGCUGAAGCGGGCCGCCAAUCCGUAUGCGAACAUGAGGCCAGUACAGUUUCGGAUCGUAAAGGAUCCGGUGCUGAGGCAGGUGCGCGAUAUGAAGCGCUGCCUCAAGAAAAUGGGCUACAGCAAGUGCAAGUGCCACAGGCCCGUGAUGAGGUGCUACUGCCGCAGUUUCAUCAACAAGAAGCAACUGGUCGAAGAGGUGCAGCGGCAGUGCGCGAAGCGCAAUUUGCCCAACUGCGAAUACGAUCUGGUCCUCUCCGAUACCACGGACAGCGAAGCCGAAUUCGACUUUGGCGUAACGCCGCCAGCGGGUCUAGUGCACCCAGAGAGACUGAAGACCACCCAUGUGGUGAACGUGGAGACGCAGUACAAUGAGAAUGACUGGGCCAUGCCCACGAUGUAUCCGCAUCCGCCCAACGCCCAGGUGCAGUACGGUGGCUGCGUUUUAGGCGAGCGCAAAGACCGAUUCCCAUGGAUCUAUGGCAAGGGCUAUGUGCAUCAGGAGCCUAAGCCUCCCAGGACGCGCAGUCCGCUCAGGAAAACAGACAAGAAACCAGCCAAGCCUCGCCAGAAGGGCGGACAGAAUAGCGACACGCGACCAAUGCCGACCCCAGAGAAGAAUCGCAAAGAUGACGAGCUUCGCGACGACCGACAAAGGCGCCUGAAUCAGGCUGCUUAUCCGCCGACAGCCAAACAGUUCAAGCCGAUCACAUCGAAAGCUUCCCUCAGCUCGAGAAAAAUUAUGUUCUCAACAAGUAAAACAGAAAGGUUCAGUACGUAGUCGUAUAGAAAUUUUUAUUGGAUAUUUCUUUUAAGUUUUAGUAGUUAAACAUUCAGAAAAUAUUGAAUUUCGCAUUAAAAAACUGCACAAUUUUUUAUCCAGUC